Messenger RNA from Wyeomyia smithii (pitcher-plant mosquito), 2006 nucleotides. Its product is annotated as short-chain dehydrogenase/reductase family 16C member 6-like. Gene Ontology annotation, cellular component: lipid droplet. The coding region runs from base 409 to 1488 and encodes 359 amino acids. The record is from RefSeq and is a predicted model, not a curated record. Lineage: Eukaryota; Metazoa; Arthropoda; Insecta; Diptera; Culicidae. The transcript is spliced from 5 exons. Gene Ontology annotation, molecular function: oxidoreductase activity, acting on the CH-OH group of donors, NAD or NADP as acceptor.
GAAGAGUUCAGUCACGUUCUAAGCGUUUGCGGGUGAGGAAGUGUAUUUUCGGCGGUUGUUGUCCAGUUCGCGUUAUAGCUGAUCGCAGAUCUAACGCCCGAGAUCGUGGGGAUCGCUCGUGUGUCAUCGCGAUCCAGUUCGGAGUUUCGUAACAAUCAGGGACGACGCAAACCAUUUCGGGCCACGCCGGGACUGUAAAUUAACCUCGGUUUGGUUUUUUUAAUAUUUGUCGUGUGUGGAUUUGAACGUGAGCUGAAAAGGAGGCCACCGACUAGUUGGUUCACUAGUAGAGCUAACUAGAGAGGGGUAGUGUACUUCGCAUAUAUUGUGACUUACUUUGGAGAUCCCUUAAAUUGGGUGUAAGCGAGCUGAAACCAAAGCUAUUUCAACAAAAAAUCCAACGCCAGGAUGAAUAUACUACAAGAUGAUAACAUCGAUAAUGCGAUUUCGGUGUUUCGUAGUGAACGACAAUUUCUCGAUGAAUCAGAAAUACGAAUACCUCCCCGUCCAAAUCAGAACAACGGAACCACAUCUCAUAAGGAGGACACAAGUAGCCCCAAACGCCCAAAUGCCGGUGUUAAAAUCUACAACCUUGUCAUUCUGAUCGUGGACAUCCUGGUGAUGCUGGUCCGAUGGAUCUACUACACCCUCGAGUCAAUCUACCUGCUGGCGGUACCGCCGAAGGCGGAGGAUGUCCGCAAGGAUGUCGUUCUGGUGACCGGUGCCGGGCAUGGAAUCGGCCGCUGUUUGGCCCAGCAGUACGCUCAGCUGGGAGCAACGGUGGUUUGCCUGGACAUCAAUGAUAAGAUGAACAACGACACGGUGGCCAGCAUCAAGCAGCAGCGUGGCAAUGCCUUCGGAUAUGUAUGCGAUGUUACGAAUCGAGAGCAAAUCAUCGAAAUUGCCAAGACAAUCAAGCAGCAAGUUGGAGUUGUUACGAUUUUGGUGAACAACGCUGGCAUCAUGCCAGCCCAUCCAAUCCUACAGCAAACUGAGGGCGAGAUUCGGAAAACAAUCGAAAUCAACGUUAUGGCUCAUUUCUGGAUGCUCCAAACAUAUCUGCCGGAUAUGAUUCAAAAGAACCGUGGUUGUAUCGUGGCCAUGUCCUCGGUGGCAGGUUUAUUCGGUCUGAACAACCUCGUCCCGUACUGCGGUAGCAAGCAUGCCGUACGUGGAAUCAUGGAAGCGAUGAACGAGGAACUGCGCCAGGAUGCCCGCAAGCCGAACAUUCGCUUCACCAGCGUGUACCCGUACAUGGUCGACACUGGGCUGUGCAAGAAGCCACACAUGCGAUUCCCUAAUUUGAUGCGUCUGGUCAAACCGGAGGAAGCGGCAGCGGCCAUUAUCGAUGCUCAGCGGCGUGGUUUGGUGGACGUUUCCAUCCCCAAGUAUUUGCUCUAUCUGAAUACGUUCGUGCGGCUGUUCCCCCUGAAGGCUAGCAAUCUGCUGAGGGAUUUCCUCGAUAGUGGCGUGGAGUCGGAUCUUUGAGUGAGCAAAGUUAGAAGAAACAGGCACUCGGAAACAGGGGGCAGCACAACCAAUACCAGCACUCAGCGCAGUGAUAAUGUUAUUUGGGUUUAAUUUAUUGAUUAGAUUUUUGUUACGAAACAUAAAUUGUACACGCGGCAGAGCAAUAGUAGCAACAGGUCAGUGCAGCACAAUGAUGUUUUUUUUCCUCAAAAGUGUUUGUACUGUAUAGCUUUAGUAUUCUAACCACUUUGUUAGGUAAAAUAAGACAAAUUUAAACUGUGUAAUUUGUCGGUAGUUUCUUGUGUGUGUUCUUUUUUUUGGUUUAGUUAAUAAAAACUUAAAACAUAUAAACAUAUUAAUGCUCCUUUGGGACUGUGUGUCCUCAUGGUCGUGAGGCACUUUUUACCAUGAAGCACAACUAUUGAACCACUAGUAAAAGUCACUAAAAAUAUAGUCACAAUAGUUUUGCAUAUAUUUUAUCACUCUUUUUAUAUCAACAAUCACUCGAGAUCAAUACAAUUCUAUACAAUUUAGUA